CCCGGCACUGAGUUAGACACCCGACUCGGGGGUCCUUGCUGAGGCGCUGUUCAAGGCCCGCGUGGGGGAGGGGCGUCCUUUCUCUCGGAGCGGCGCGAUGGGCAAGUGUCGUGGGCUUCGUACAGCCAGGAAGUUGCGCAGUCACCGUCGUGAUCAGAAAUGGCAUGACAAACAGUACAAGAAGGCCCACCUUGGCACUGCUUUGAAAGCCAACCCUUUUGGGGGAGCUUCCCAUGCUAAAGGAAUUGUUCUGGAAAAAGUUGGCGUAGAAGCUAAGCAACCAAAUUCUGCGAUCAGGAAAUGUGUCCGAGUCCAGCUCAUCAAGAAUGGGAAAAAGAUAACAGCUUUUGUUCCUAAUGAUGGUUGUUUGAAUUUCAUUGAGGAGAAUGAUGAAGUUCUGGUUGCUGGUUUUGGUCGCAAAGGUCAUGCUGUUGGUGACAUUCCAGGAGUUCGCUUCAAAGUUGUUAAAGUUGCCAACGUUUCUCUAUUAGCAUUGUACAAAGGCAAAAAAGAGAGACCCAGAUCAUAAUUCCUCUGUUGCUAUGUUUGUUGUAAUAAACAGUUUCAUUUUGCAAGGA
This is a messenger RNA of Pogona vitticeps (central bearded dragon), 578 nucleotides long. Its product is annotated as small ribosomal subunit protein uS12. Gene Ontology annotation, cellular component: ribosome; small ribosomal subunit. Lineage: Eukaryota; Metazoa; Chordata; Lepidosauria; Squamata; Agamidae. The record is from RefSeq and is a predicted model, not a curated record. Gene Ontology annotation, molecular function: structural constituent of ribosome. Gene Ontology annotation, biological process: translation.